AUGAUCAAGGAGCUCGAGGAAGACCUUUGCAAGAUCACCGGCUUCCACGCCUGCUCGCUCCAGCCUAACUCAGGAGCGGCGGGAGAAUACGCUGGCCUCUCUGUCAUCCGGGCAUACCACGAAUCUCGUGGCGAAGGUCAUCGCGACAUUUGCCUUAUUCCGGUCAGUGCGCACGGAACAAACCCUGCAUCAGCUGUUAUGGCCGGAUUGAAGGUCGUUCCUGUGAAGUCACUUCCCGACGGCAGCCUCGAUCUCGAAGAUUUGAAGGCUAAAGCGACCAAGCACAAGGACAAUCUUGCCGCAUUUAUGAUCACUUACCCGUCGACCUUUGGGGUGUUCGAAGACGGCGUCACCGAUGCUUGUCGUAUCAUCCACGAGAACGGCGGCCAGGUCUACCUCGACGGUGCUAACCUCAACGCCCAGAUCGGUCUCACCAGCCCCGCCAAGUGCGGUGGUGAUGUCUGUCACAUGAACUUGCAUAAGACCUUUGCCAUUCCUCAUGGUGGAGGCGGACCUGGAGUCGGCCCCAUCUGCGUCGCCGAACACCUGGCGCCCUUCCUUCCCUCACAUCCUGUGGUUCCCGUCGGCGGUGACCGGGCCAUCAACGCUAUCUCUGCCGCGCAGUACGGCAGCGCCUCGAUCCUGCUCAUCUCCUGGGCAUAUAUCAAGAUGCUCGGCGGCUCGGGCCUUUCAAACUCGACUAAGACCGCGCUCCUGAAUGCGAACUACAUAACGCACAGGCUCAAGGAAUACUACAGUCUGCGCUACAAGAACAAGAACGGGCGCGUCGCGCACGAGCUGCUCAUCGACCUCUCCGAGUUCGACAAGGCCGCAGGUCUCAAGGUCACCGACUUCGCGAAGCGUCUGCAGGACUACGGCUUCCACCCGCCCACCUGCUCGUGGCCAAUCUCAACGUGCAUGCUUAUUGAGCCGACCGAGUCGGAGUCUCUCGAGGAGAUCGACCGCUUCUGCGAUGCGAUGAUCUCCAUCCGCAAGGAGGCGGAGGACAUUAUCACCGGCAAGCAGCCCAAAGACAACAACCUCCUGAAGAACGCUCCCCACCCUAUUCAUACCCUUACAUUGUCUGACGCUGAGUGGAACCGACCCUACUCUCGUCAGCAAGCUGCGUACCCUGUUCCUGGCCUGCGCGAACGUAAGUUCUGGCCGACAGUCUCUCGCAUCGAUGAUGCGUACGGAGACUUAAACCUUAUCUGCGACUGUCCCUCCGUCGAGGAGACAGCAUCUCAUUAG
This is a messenger RNA of Phanerochaete carnosa HHB-10118-sp, 1251 nucleotides long. RefSeq lists its product as uncharacterized. Gene Ontology annotation, biological process: glycine decarboxylation via glycine cleavage system. The record is from RefSeq and is a predicted model, not a curated record. Gene Ontology annotation, cellular component: glycine cleavage complex; mitochondrion. Gene Ontology annotation, molecular function: glycine dehydrogenase (decarboxylating) activity; glycine binding; pyridoxal phosphate binding. The transcript is spliced from 6 exons. Lineage: Eukaryota; Fungi; Basidiomycota; Agaricomycetes; Polyporales; Phanerochaetaceae. The coding region runs from base 1 to 1251 and encodes 416 amino acids.